This is a messenger RNA of Oikopleura dioica, 639 nucleotides long. The record is from the annotation of a GenBank genome assembly. NCBI's taxonomy places the organism in Eukaryota, Metazoa, Chordata, Appendicularia, Copelata, Oikopleuridae.
AUGGAAGCGUUUUCAUCCCUGCAAGCUGCCUUAGAUUGUAGCCUGGUUCCAACUCACUUCGCGGUGAAGGAUCCCAAGAUGUGCGCUGGCUGCGGUGCAAUUUUUUGCGGUGAAUGCUUGAAAAAAUGCCGCAAAGCAAGAGAAGCCAAGAUCAAGUGCGCAUUCUGUCGCAAGGCAGCGUAUUUUGCAGAUUAUGUGUCGCUGCCAUGGCACAAAGACGCGAACGAUCUCGUGAAAGGGCUACAGAGUGAGUUUUCUCAAAAACUUGGACGCAUCAGCUUCCUCGAGAUGGAGAACAAACAACUCCGUAAGCGAAUCCGCGAUUUGACAAGCAAACCUGCUGCCGGUCGAGGGAAGAGACCAAGCGACCAGCCCACGAUCAACAGUGUUCUCCCGGUCACAGAUCACACUCGAACGACGAAAACCAAGAAGAUUGCGGAGCAAAAAGAAGGCGGUAACGAUCAGACUGGCUCUCAAACUACCAACCGGCCAUGGACCCGCUCUAUGGGUGCUCGAGACCACACUUCUCUCAGCUACUCGCAGUCAACUGACGAAGAAACUCAAGCAGAGGACAUCAAUAGACCGGGCCCAUCUUCCCGAUGUAUCUCCGAGGGAAAGAAGACAAUCAAUCUCGACUAA